CUUGCAUAUCUCUAUUACACAGUAUGUUUAUGCCUUGAUCUGAUGUGAUACACCUCAUCUAUUAAUCACUGGUUCCAUGUUAUGCAGCAUACUGAGGUUCCUUGACGGCGCAAGAGACACGCUGUAUACCUCAACGUUUGCCCCGCCACCCCUCAUCUAUCGCCGCCGUGUCGCGGAUUGUACCCGAUUGUAUAGCGCAUUGUGACAAUACCGACUAUCCUAUUAUUCUGAGUCGACUGCGUUGAUCUUCGUUGUGCGUUCCGGGGGUUAGAAGGAUAUACCCGUCGCCCUGUCCUCGUGGACAUAGCACGCGCGUGCGAGCUCCCUGUUAUCUACAAGCUAGGCAACACAUCGACUAGCAAACACAUCGCGAUUACUUACUACACUCAUACACUUACCAAAUACUCACCAUGGAAGAUGGAAUUAUGCAGCUUCAGCCAGGGCGCAGUGUAGGGUUCAUGACCCUCGGAUGCUCCCUACACGAAGUACUGACGACUAUCAAAGCCGAAGUCAAGGCCUUCCCACGAUUUCAGCUCUACCACGACGAGUUGCGACCUAUCUCAUCCCCCGUCCAGGUCGUUCUUCCAGACAACGGUCUGCGACUACAGUUCGACGGCCCUGACCAGCGGCUGCGCCUCAUCGAAGUGCUCGAUUUCGCAAAAGCCAAGUUGGUAUACAAGGACAUCGAGGUGUAUAAGCCUGGUGAAGUAGGCUUCUCAGGGGGCGUGUCAGGACCGAGGUUCCGGCAUGUUUACGACAAGCUUCUGGGACCGACGUAUGGCGGAGAGUACAUACCCCCGAAUUCAGAAGACCCAGAUGCCAGAGGUACCUACAACCUGUCGUAUCCGGGAAUAGCUUUCAACUUUUCGGUUCAGCACUCUGCGUACUCUCCGAAGAAGGACUUCAUCUCGCUUCUGUCCUCGUCGGCUACAGGCCCCGCGACUUCGAUGGCAGUGUUCAAUGGUGAAUCGUGGCAGAAAGCUCGUGGAACACUGUUCACAGCAACACCGCCAAAUCCGAGAUCGCUAGCCCUAGGCAAAGCAAAGGAUGGUGGUCCAGACGAGAUUGAAACGGUCAAAGUACACGGAGAAGGUAGGAUAGAGCUUGUCCGGCGGUCUAGUCCUCCGUUCUGGAUUACUCUUAGCGAAACAACACCACAGGACUUGAUCAUGGAGCUUGGCGCCCCCGACUCCAUCUAUCGUAAGAAUGAUCAUCGGCUAUCGAUACAUAAAGAUCGGAGGACGAGCGACGCAUCGGAUCUCUCGCCUGGUGGACUUACUCCAGACGAUGACUCAGACCACGGCUCGGUGAUCAGAAGCGAUAACGAAGAUGCAUGGGAGGAUGAUGACGAAGCCGCACUAGAAGCUCAGGAGCGAGAAGUUGCAGCGGCCGAGCACUUCUACAACUAUUACCACCACGGCUUCGACAUCUUGAUCUCACAGCCUACGCAGAUCUCCCCACCCUCUCCUACUGCAGAGAGACGGGAGUCGGAGCUGCACAGCCAAGGCGAGCUCAGUGCGCAACCUCUGAACCAUCUUACUGCAACAAAGAUCAUAUUCCACGGUAACGUGCCUGGUUCGUACCAGUUUAAUCGACAUAGACGAAGCAGAUGGACGCUCGAGCAUGUGCCCUCAGCCAUGUACCGUGAUCCUCUCAGUUCCGAAAUGGGCUUUGGAGACAUCUCAGGCAGAUUAAAGGAAGUCUUCAAGCCAUAUUACGAGAACGAAGAGCAGGAGAGGCUACAGCAACGUGGCAUGGCCCUGAACAGAGGCUGGGGUGACAGUCCAGGUAGCAGUUGUGAGCUACUUGGAGGAUGGGAGGAUAGCUCUGGGAAGAAGAGCAAGUUUGCGAAUGCUGGCAGUGUCUUGAUGGAGGGUGCUGCGGAUGUUGGAAAUGUAGAGCUGUUUGGCUUUCCGGGCAUGGUAUUCGAAGUAUUGAAGAACGGAGCCGCGAGCCCCGAACGCGUUAUACGUUAUGGACAUUUGGAGAAGCAGUUGAAUGAACAAAAUGGCGAGAAAGAAGGCAGUGCGCCGACAAAGAGUUUUACUCUGCAUGAUGGACCGCCAUACGCCAAUGGCCCGUUGCACAUUGGCCAUGCAUUGAAUAAGAUCACCAAGGACAUCAUUUGUAGGCACGAGGUUGGACAAGGGAAGAAGGUGUCGUACAUUCCUGGCUGGGAUUGCCAUGGUCUGCCUAUUGAGAUCAAAGCUCUGCAGGCGCAAAAGAAGGAUGCGGCGCAAGCGGACCCUGUAAGCGUGCGGGACGCGGCGCGCGAAUUGGCAACCCGGACAAUUGAAGAGCAGAAGAAGGGCUUCAAAGAGUGGGCUGUUAUGGGCGAUUGGGACAAUGCGUAUCAGACAAUGGAGCGGGGCUUCGAGAUCAGACAGCUGGAGGUCUUCAAGGCCAUGUUCGAGAAGGGUUUGAUCUACAGGCAGUUCAAACCUGUAUAUUGGAGCCCAAGCUCAAGGACGGCGCUCGCGGAAGCUGAAUUGGAAUAUGACGAGGGGCAUAAGAGCUUGGCUGCUUUUGUGCGGUAUCCUAUACACCUAUCGGAGACACUGAAGAACGGGGCGCUAAAGGAUGUUGAUGGCAAGGUCAGCGUAGUCAUCUGGACAACCACACCCUGGACGUUACCCGCGAACAAGGCAAUCGCGGUGCACAAGGACAUGCAGUACUGCGUAGUCAAGGACGCUGAGAAAGAUGGUGAGCUGAUCCUUGUUGCGGCUUCACGAGUAGCGGAAUACGAGAAAAUCCUUGAAAGGAAGCUCGAGAUCGUUGUAGCAGAUGUGCGCGGAUCAGACAUCGCCGAACAGGUGCAGUACGAGAAUCCAUUCCAGAAAGCAAACGGACUGCAGCCUAUAAUCCAUGCGGACUUUGUCACUGACUCCUCGGGUACUGGGCUGGUUCAUCUCGCUCCUGGACACGGUAUGGACGAUUACAACGUUUGCAUGUCGCUCAACGUUCCAGCUUUUGCGCCUAUAGAUGAUGCUGGUGCUUUUACAAAGGACGCUUUCCCGGAACAGCCCGAACUUCUAGAAGGACUGCCUGUCGCUGAUAUCAAGAAAUCGGGUAGCAAUGCUGUGUGCAACUACCUCCAGAAGCUCGACAUGCUCCGAGGCAAGCAGAAUUACCGCCACAAGUACCCCAUCGACUGGAGGACCAAGGAGCCUGUCAUCACGCGAGCUACUGAACAGUGGUUUGCGAACGUAGAGGGUAUCAAGGAUGCCUCGAUGAAAGCAAUUGCUAAUGUCAACUUCAUGCCUGCGACUGGUAGAAGUCGUCUUGAGAGCUUUAUACAGGGACGAAGCCAAUGGUGUAUCUCACGACAGCGCGCUUGGGGCGUCCCUAUCCCUGCUUUAUACAAGGUCGAGGGAGACACUCUGAAAGCGACUAUGGACUCUGAAACCAUCGACCAUGUCAUUGAAGUGAUCAAAGAACGUGGCAUCAACGCGUGGUGGACGGAUGCACAAGAUGAUCCAGCCUGGAAGCCGAAGCAUCUUACCGGAACGUACGUGCGUGGUAGAGAUACCAUGGAUGUCUGGUUUGAUAGCGGUACCAGUUGGAAGCUUCUUCCGGAGCAAAAGGACAAGCCUGUUGCCGAUGUGUACCUUGAAGGCACCGAUCAACAUCGCGGAUGGUUCCAGUCGUCACUUCUCACACACGUCGCUACCCAGUCUUACUCGACCGAGACUGUCAAAGCACCAUACAAGACUCUGAUCACUCACGGUUUCACGCUCGACUCCGAUGGUCGCAAGAUGAGCAAGUCUCUUGGCAACGUCAUCUCUCCAAUGCAAAUCAUGUCAGGCGAGCUCCUUCCACCAGUCAAGCGAAAGAAGCAAAAGGGCGUCAAGCAAGAUCCCGCAGCAAAGAACACGCCAACAUAUGAUGCGAUGGGUGCCGAUGCGCUUCGACUCUGGGCCGCAAGCAGUGACUACACGCGCGAUGUCACAAUUGGGCAGCCCGUCUUGAUGUCCGUAAACCAGGCCUUACAUAAGUAUCGCGUUACCUUCAAAUGGUUGCUAGGCAUCUUCUCUCUGCCAUCUUGCCCGCCGCCCUUCACCUCCUUCAACGACCUCACACCCAGUAUCACCGAAUUCAAAGAACUUACAGACCGCCUCGCAAUUCACCGACUUGUACAGGUCAGUGCAGAAGUGCACAACCACUUCGGGAAAUAUGAGUUCUUCAAGGGUGUCAACGCGAUCAACAAGUACAUCUCCAUGGAUCUGAGUGCUUUCUACUUCGAAACGCUCAAAGACCGCGUCUACACUAGCGAUAAACCCGAUUGUGAAACGCUCCAGCGUGUUUUGGGACUCAUUUUCUACGAACUUCUGCAGAUGCUUGCCCCAGUCUGUCCGCUGCUUGUAGAAGAGGUUUGGGAUCAUGUUCCUGCUGAGCUCAAAGAGAAGAGUAGUCACCCCGCACGCGCGGUUUGGUCGCCUCUUCCCACGCUCAAGGAGUCUGAAUCGGCUAGUCUGGAAUCCAUGAACGAGACUACAAGUACACUGGGAGCUGCUAUCAAAGUCGCCCAGGAACGUCUCCGCGCGGAUAAAAAGAUUGGUUCGAGUUUGGAAAGCGCAGCUACGGUCUAUCUACCAGCUUCCAAAGCCGAAAAGCUGCACGCGGAGUUCUCAGCGUGCUUGCAACCCUCCGCUCCCAAGGCCACGGACGUUGAAACUCAGCUUGCUGGCCUUUUCGUCAUUAGCGAGGUUAACCUUCGUACGCUGUCUGAUUCUUCUGCUCCUGCAAAUAACAUCUUUACGGCGGAGGAUCCCGACGCGAUAAAGCAGCAAUCGCAGUGGUAUGAGGAAGAAGUGCUUUCGGGCGACAGUGGGGUGCUGGGUGAGGCGAAGGUGCUCGUGCAUCCGCCUAGUAGAGAGAAAUGUCCGAGGUGUUGGCGCUUUGUCAAGGAGGAGAAGGAGGAUGUCUGUGGAAGGUGCGGGGAUGUUGUUUCGCAGCAGAGUGAUGCAUAAAUGCGCUUGUCAGGUUCUCCGAGUUGUAGCUGCAGAGCUACGUUGUAUAUUAUUGUACCAUCAUGAGCAUUACGGAAAGCCCGAGUGUACCAUCAAUUGCAUAUACAAUAUGAAAUGGACGCUGUGUACAUAAGUUGAAAAGAAGCAUAACAGAGGUAUGCAUGCUGUAUCACU
This is a messenger RNA of Alternaria alternata, 5144 nucleotides long. Its product is annotated as isoleucyl-tRNA synthetase. Gene Ontology annotation, cellular component: cytosol. Bases 411 to 4970 code for a protein of 1519 amino acids. Gene Ontology annotation, biological process: isoleucyl-tRNA aminoacylation. Lineage: Eukaryota; Fungi; Ascomycota; Dothideomycetes; Pleosporales; Pleosporaceae. The transcript has 3 exons. Gene Ontology annotation, molecular function: ATP binding; aminoacyl-tRNA deacylase activity; tRNA binding. The record is from RefSeq and is a predicted model, not a curated record.